Coregonus clupeaformis (lake whitefish) is the source of this 3453-nucleotide messenger RNA. RefSeq lists its product as uncharacterized. Bases 1499 to 2590 code for a protein of 363 amino acids. The transcript is spliced from 7 exons. Lineage: Eukaryota; Metazoa; Chordata; Actinopteri; Salmoniformes; Salmonidae. The record is from RefSeq and is a predicted model, not a curated record.
AAGGAUUAUACAGUGGUGGAUGUAUGUAUUUAACGUGAACAGUUAUUGGCUGUGAGGCAAGAAACAGUGCUGACUUCAAAGGCACAUUCAGUUUGACCUUACUAUCUUUUCCAGUCAUCCAGAGAUUUUGCCUGCCACCUGAUGCAAAAGUUAUAUACAAGGAUGCAACAGGGACAGAAGUUGAUGCAGAAAUAUUCAGCGACCUCGUUGGACAAGGCAAUGUGGUGCUGACAGUAUUCUCAGAUCAGGAAUUCUCUGAUUUCUCCUUGUCUUCUGCUUCUGAGACGUCUGACUCAAGCUUCAGCUCAAGUGCAUCAACUAUAAUCCUAGAUGAUGUCCCUAGCAAGAGACAAAGAAUUGAGGAUACACGUGAUGUCUGCUGAACAGUUGAUUGAAGCAGUGCUAAGAGGCAAGUCUGGGGGUGAAGAAGUACUACAGGAGUACCAAACAACAGAAACCCUAACAGAUGCUGUAAGAAGAAAAAUGGUUAACAUCCUGGUGGCUCACAUGAUUGACAAUCAUGGGCACCGCCCCACUAAAGCAAUCAGAGAAGACUAUGGACAUGGGAUAGUGAUGUUGUUCCCUUCCCUCAAGGAUCCAUACUCCAAGAAGGGCUAUGAACACUUCUAUGAUGCUGCAAGCAGCACAGGAUACAUUUCUUGGCGUCUGAAAACAGUCCAGAGGAAGAUUCGUCGAGGAUCUGCACUGCCACCAAAUAGCCCAAUUGACUUUUCUCCAGGGGACCCAAAUUUCCAAAGGACUGUUAAUGUUGAAAGGCAGCUUGAUGGUGAUGCUUGCCAAGAGGCCAUGUCUUUGCUCAACCAUACCACAGACAAUUCCCUGAUUUUCCAGAAGAUGAGAGAGACCUUUCAGCACCGUCAGAAGCUCGUUAAUGACCCAGGCAGAAGUGUUGAUAUCCUCUCCAGCUUCCCAAGAUUCCUGGAUACAAAAGGAUUGGUGGACCAAGACUUCACUCUCCUAUUUGAUGACGACACAUCCUCCAGGCUUCUUCAGAAAUGGGAUUUGUUCUUCAAGCCAAAUGUCAUAAAAGAGGCUAAGCGGCUCACCUCAACACCAGAGUUGCGUCGCUUGGUGCAGUCAGCAGAAAGUCCCCCAGGAAGUGAUCUUGAUGAGGCAACAAUCAUGCUGCAGUUUGGAGGAGCAUCUCCGCAACCAGCAGGGUCGGCAGCCGUACCUCCUCGCUGUUGGGCGUCAGAAGAGCAAGAUUGAGAGCUUCUACAUCACAAUGGAUAAGCGUCUCAUCCCAUGCAAGGCAAACCGCUCCCUCGGGGCAUGUGAUGAACUUUUCAAAGCACAUUUUGUGUUUAAUUUGUCUUACGAUGUGGCACUUGUGAAUUUUUACACAUUCCUGCAGACAACAGUGUAUAUAAACAUUGAUGUGGGGAAAAUGAAGGAGUCACCCAGAGUUAAAGACUUGAGAGCGAGACUGCUUAACCAGCCAGUAGCACUCUCACCCUGUGAGUAAGAAGCUAUAACAAUGUUGACCUGUUUCAUGUGUCAGAAAUAUUAUCCCAGCAGUCAACAGUUGAUUUCACAUUUAAGAGUUGAACAUGGUUACUAUCCUGAACCCAAGUUCAAAUUGUUUUGUUCUCAGCAAGGCUGUAGGCAUCAGUUCCUAACAUAUACAGGUUUUCGGAAGCACCUUAAUAGUGUUCAUAGUAAUGUUCAGCAAAUUGCUCAAACUUCAACUGUUGCAUGUUCAUCUAGUGAGCCAGUUGCAACUUCAUCUCAGGCACAUGCUUUGGAGGACACAUUUAAUCCACAAAAUCAAUGUAGCUCUUCCAGUGUUUAUUCUGAGAGCAAUGAUUCAGGACUUACUAAAGAUCCAACUAAAGAAAUGUGUGCAUCCAUCAUGGCCAAAUUACAGGGGAGUGGGAUUUCCAACAGUUUGGUAUCCUCAAUUGUAGGAGAUUUGGAAGAACUAACAAGUGAGAUUCGCUCACAAGCAAAGCAUACAGCUAUUUCUGCUUUACCUAUAACUGACCCCAACCUAUCUGUGAUAAAUGAAUAUUUUGUAGAUUAUGAAAACCCGUUCACAAAUCUAAAUACAGAAUGGAAACAAAAUAAAUACUUCCACCAAAAAUGGGGAGUUGUCGAGCCAGUAGAAAUAACACUGGGAGUGAGAUAUGACAACAGGCGAAAUCACAAAUCUGGUACAUAUGAUCAAGUACCUGUGAAGGAUACUUUUAUAUAUGUGCCGAUUUUAGAAACAUUGAAGUUCAUGUGCAGAAAUCCAGACAUUUGUGUUUUGCUAAAGAAAGAGUGUAGAUCAGAGCCUGACACUUAUACUGACUUUUUUGAUGGAAGUUAUUUUAAAACCCACCCUUUGUUUACAGCUAAUAGACAUGCAUUACAAAUCCAACUAUACUAUGAUGAUUUUGAAACAGCCAAUCCCCUUGGCUCCAAACGUGGAAUUCACAAAAUUGUCUCUCUUUAUUUUGUUGUAAGAAACUUUCCCCCCAAAUUUAAUUCGGUUUUGAUGAACAUUCAUUUGGUAACACUUUUCACACAAGAUCUGCACAAGUAUGGUUUUGAUGUUAUACUAGAACCGUUGAUAAAUUAUUUUUAAAAACUAGAAAGCCAAGGGCUAAGUCUUCCAUUUUCAGAUGAGCAGGUAUAUGGUACAAUCUGUCAGAUCGCUGGAGAUAAUCUAGGGAUGCACACAAUUCUUGGUUUUAAUUAGUCAUUCAGUUGCCCUCAUUUCUGUCGCUUUUGUUUGAUUGAGAAGAAUGAUUGUCAAACGGUAUACAGUGAGGAUGAUCCUAAGGUGAUCCUUCGUGGAAAAGAUAUGUUUGAAAUGCAUUGCCAGUCUCUCCAGGAAAACCCACAAUUGAAGUCACUUUAUGGUUUGAAAAAAAGAUCUACACUUAAUUCAUUGAAGUAUUUCCAUGUUUGUAAUAACUAUUCAUUUGAUAUAAUGCAUGAUCUUCUUGAGGGUGUGGUUCAGUAUGAGAUCAAAUUGCUUUUUGGAUAUCUCACACAACACUUUAUGUCAGAACAGGACUUGCUUUCCAGGAUUUAUGGUUUUGAUUAUGGAUUUUUAGAACGAAAAAAUCGUCCUACAAAGAUUAUUUUGGAGAGUGUUGGCAAUGGCAUUGGUUUGAAUUCUAUUCAGACAUUGUGUCUUGUGAAAAACAUCCCACUGUUGUUUGGUGACAUUAUUCCUGCAGGAAACAAAAACUGGAAUUUGUUUCUGUUGUUACUUCAAAUAAUGAACAUAGUUUUUUCACCUUGUCUCACUCUAGAUAUGACAAUAUAUUUAAAGCAUUUUAUUGUUGACCACCACAAACUAUUUAAGCACUUGUAUCCACAUAGAUACUUGAUACCUAAGCAUCAUUUUAUGAUCCAUUACCCAUCUUCUAUAAGGAAAAUUGGCCCCUUAUUAUAUACAGAGGGGAAAAAAAUUAUUUAGUCAGCCACCAAUUGUGCAAG